Amaranthus tricolor (Joseph's coat) is the source of this 1689-nucleotide messenger RNA. Its product is annotated as protein PALE CRESS, chloroplastic. The coding region runs from base 317 to 1273 and encodes 318 amino acids. The record is from RefSeq and is a predicted model, not a curated record. Lineage: Eukaryota; Viridiplantae; Streptophyta; Magnoliopsida; Caryophyllales; Amaranthaceae. Gene Ontology annotation, biological process: leaf morphogenesis; cellular response to light stimulus; leaf development. The transcript is spliced from 7 exons. Gene Ontology annotation, cellular component: chloroplast; chromoplast; amyloplast.
GCCUAAUAAACACCUCAAUAUUACCAUUAGUAUUCUCAGAUGUUUGCUCGUCCCUUGAAACAUCAUUUUUCCAGUCUAUGUUCCCUCCUACACUAAUCAAAUCCUCAGUUUUCUCUUAUCGAAUCUGAGUAAGGACGAGCUCCACAUUAUCCGCAGCAAUUUGACUUCAAUUCUCGCUAAUCCCUAUCCUUUUCUUGGCCAUCCCGUAAUUUUUUUUAAUCCAAUCAUCCAAUUGAAAAACACUUCUGUAAUUCCAGAAGAAGGUUUCAAAACAGAGGACUAAAACUCCAUUUGAGCUUCUUCUGAAGGCACAGCUAUGGAAGCAAGAGGAUUCCAGCUACUAACUUACCAAUUUCACUCACCCUACCAGAUUACACACUUUGCUACUCCAUUCUUCAAUUUAUAUCCUUUAUUAAAGCAACAGUCUUUUACUUCUGCAGCACUGUUGAUGAGAUGUACUAAAAAUAAAGGGAAGCAAGACUUGAAAGAGUUACCUCCAGGAUUGCCACCAGAAUUUUAUGAUGAUGAUUGGCAGGCACAACAGCGUAAAAAGACCAAAGAACUUCAUAAAAGACGUUUGGAAGAGGAAGAAGAGGAGGAAAGGAAGGUCCAAGAGUACCGUGAAAUCGGAACUCGUUUGAAAGAGUUUCCAGAUGAAGAUGUUCGGAAUGCAAGAAAAUUAGUUUCUAGCUUUAUUAGAGCCGAAGAAGAUGUGGAAGAGAAAAUUGAGGAAGCUGCCGAGAGAGGAGAGCUUAAUGAACUCGUUUUGAUGGUCAUCUGGAAUCGACUUGAUCUUGCUAGAAGAGAUGAUGAAAAGGAUGCAAUCAGGAGUUUGGAUCUUCUGUACAGAAGGGUUGAGACGGAGAUUUUGAAACGAGAGGCCUCACCAGCCAUGAGAUUGCUCAACGAUCUUCUUAAUAUGCACGAUGGAUAUGACAAUGAAGGGUGGUUAAAGGAGUGCAAGAAGCUUAUGAUCGAGAGUUUCCCUCGGGAAGACCCUUUCAGCAUCAUUGUUCCUGCAGGAUUUGACAUAGAUAAGCAUCAAGGCCCUCUACGUCCACCAUUGGAGACUGAUGAGGUUCUUCUAAGGGUAGAUUUUGUAAGAGAGGUUGAUACUUUACUACAAGAAGUGCGAGCCGAACAGCAGGAAAUAGAGAAUUCACAAGGGCUUGACCCGGAAUCUGUCGCAGUUCGACUUAAGAACCAGGAGAAACAACGAACCAUUCGCCAAGUUAUAUCGCUACUAGAGCUCGCCAUCAACUUGCAAUGGUAAGGUCCUUGCUGAAGGUCAUAAAGAGUUGUAGAGUAGCUUGGUCAUACAGCAUUUUGUGUGUCCAAAUCAUCAUUUUGGUUAAGAAGGUUGAAAUUCCUUUGAGAAAGAAUAGAAUUUGUUAUUGCCUACUACCGUUGUCUCUAUGAGAAAACACUAUAUGACACAUAUAUCUAAGAAGUUUUUGAGUCUUUGGUGCAAACUCAGAGGGACAGAAAGAGUAUGUAUUAGUAGUCCAUAUCUGUUGUUUUUAAGUUUUGCAAUGGAAUUUGUUGUAUAUAAUUAGAGUUUAUGAAUCCUUUCCCUACAUGGUAAUGUUGUAGGGGGUUAUUUUGGAUCUAGAUUACUUGGAAAUUUGUUACUAUAUAAAAUAAUAUAUAAGUGGUUAUAUUUUCUCUAUCCCUUUGAUUUUAAUUUUU